CGAGCCCCCGUUGUCCCGUGCAGCCUUAUAACCCCGCCCUCUCUGUCCUCCUCCACACUUGCCCCCAAUCGCAUGUGCUUAAUGGACCAGAUACCCUCUGAGUGCCCGGUUCUAACGGUCAGUAACACGCGGCUCGGUCUCACGGCGGCCGCCUUCAAACUUACCUGCAACGGGCUGCUCAGGAAGUUCCUCCGGCGGCAGCGUCUCUGCCCGAUCUGCGACCAGUUCAUCUUUGAGAGCAGCUUCGUGGAGUUCGCCGAGAGCAGCCAGGUGUCCAGGCUUUUGGACCGGCGCACGGUGAUCACGGUGGGCAUCACCUCUUCGGACCCGAGUUCGCCUCUGCCGGACACCCUGCUGCUCGGGAGCUACAAGGUGAAAGAGCUGCUGCAGCGCCACCCUGCGGACGGUCCGGCGGCAUGGCGGCAGAGCCCUCCGGCCGGCAUGCGGCUCAAUAAGCUGCUGGCCCUGGAGUCGGUCAAGCUGUACGUGGUGAGCGCCGAGUGGCAGCAGCUGCGGGUGGAGGUCUUGAACGGGCCGGUGUACCACCUGCAGCUGCUGGCGCCCGAGGGGCUGGAGAGGCUGGUGUUCAGCAUGUGGGUGGAGCUGCUGAGGCGGCUCUGUGACGGGACCCCCGAGGGGCAAAAGAGGGCGGCGCGCCCCCUAGAGGACACGGGGCCAGCCCAGGACAACGUCAUCCUGGAGAGCAAAUUCGCGGAGGUCAACGAGGACGGCCAGACGAGCAGCAUCUACGCCGGGCUGGCAGUGGUCAGCGUGACCAUUGUGUCCUCAGAGACGCUGCCCGAUUUAAUGUUCCUGGGAAGACCUCUGCACGAAACGAAGGGAGAGACGGGGGGGUGGCCAGAGCCGAGGUGUGCCAGCCUGCAGGGCACGGAGCUGACCAGGUGCCUUCCCCUAAAGGACCUGAAGCUCAGCGUCCACUCUGAGGAGAUGCAGCUGCUGAAGGUGGAGCUCUACACCGGCCUGGUCCACUACCUGAAGCUGCUGGCUCCCCCCGGCCGGGACGAGGCUGUUUUCAAGCAGUGGGUUCAGCUGGUCAACAGACUGAAAGAGAUGACCACCAGCGAGGAAGGGGAAAUGGAAGAAGGGGUCGUCACCUUAGCAGAGAGUCCACCGGAGCACGAACUGGACAAUGAGACCCUCCACGCAUUCUGCGACAAUGUCGUCUUCGAGAGCGACUUCAGAGAAGUGUCCGAGGACGGCCAGGAGCUCAGCCCGGGGGCGGCAGGAGCGUCGCCAUUGACCAUCCUCAUCUCGUCCACCAAUCCCUUCCUACCACUGCCGGACUUGAUGCUUGUGGGCAUUGCCCGGGGCGACAGCGGCCAGUCAGGCCCACCUGAAGAGCAUGGGUGCAGGUGCCACUUACAGCUGACCAAGCACCUGAGCCUCAGUGACGUCACACUGACUGUCCACAGCGAGGGGCAGCAGCUGCUGAGAAUCGAGCUGACCCCACAGCAGGUCCACUACAUGAAGCUGCUGGCCCCCGCUAAACUGGAGAAGGUCAUCUUCGAGCAGUGGGUCCAACUCGUGAAGAAUCUCGAGGGGGGAAACACGCGCGUGGAAAAGGAACAACGAGAAGUGGAGGGGAGUUUAAUGGAGAGACCACCGGGCUACGCCGUCGAGAUGGACACCCUCCACGCCUUCUGCCAGAACGCCCUCAUUGAGAGCAACUUCGCCGAGGUGACCGAAGACGGCUGCGCACGCCACUUAGAUGCGGGGGUCCCGCAGGUCAGGGUCCUCAUCACCAGCAGCAGCCCACUGCGCAGGAUGCCCGACCUCAUGCUGGUUGGAGUGCCUAAGGAUGGACAAGAAGGUGACCGACACCCCAAGGAAGCCCCCCAUGAGACCGCCAGGCUCACCCGAUGCCUGCCCCUGAGCGAAGUGCAGCUGAGCGUGCGCAGUGUGGAGCGGCGGCUGCUGCGAGUGGAGCUCAGAAACGGGCCCGUGUACCACCUGCGCCUCCUGGCGGCCCCCGAGCUCGAGACCGGCCUGUUCCACCACUGGGUCCAAGUGGUCAAGAAGCUGAGUCACAAUAGGAAGCAAACGGGCGAUGGGACCUGGCGACUCCACGCAGGACACUGAAGCUGAGUGGCUCAGGGCAGCAGACAGAAAUGGGGUGCAAACCGCAGACGGAGCCCCGCCCACCAAAAAGACGCUUUAUACAGAGGGACCUCCUCGUGUUUUAUGAACGGUCAAACCCCAAAAUUUAUGAUGGCCUGGGGGGCUGGAAGGGGAUGGAGGAUGGUGGGGACAACACAGUGGUAGAAGUGCUGGCACCUGUGACAAAUAAAGAAGACAAACCAAAAAAAAAAAAACUGUCAUUGUGUUUAUUUAUAAACAAGUAAGCGGGGGAUUUGGAAAACUCUUAAUUGUUACGAAAGGCGCUAUACAAAGUUGGGGGUACAUAAGAGAAGGUCUGAACCUCAGUGUGUCGUGACGUGCUGAAGGUGACUAAGUGA
Erpetoichthys calabaricus (reedfish) is the source of this 2477-nucleotide messenger RNA. RefSeq lists its product as uncharacterized. The record is from RefSeq and is a predicted model, not a curated record. The coding region runs from base 73 to 2100 and encodes 675 amino acids. The transcript has a single exon. Gene Ontology annotation, cellular component: nucleus. Lineage: Eukaryota; Metazoa; Chordata; Cladistia; Polypteriformes; Polypteridae.